Messenger RNA from Pieris brassicae (large cabbage white), 3437 nucleotides. It is a transcript of the gene Corin, whose product is annotated as atrial natriuretic peptide-converting enzyme-like. Gene Ontology annotation, cellular component: membrane. Gene Ontology annotation, molecular function: protein binding; serine-type endopeptidase activity. The transcript is spliced from 17 exons. The record is from RefSeq and is a predicted model, not a curated record. NCBI's taxonomy places the organism in Eukaryota, Metazoa, Arthropoda, Insecta, Lepidoptera, Pieridae. Gene Ontology annotation, biological process: proteolysis. The coding region runs from base 48 to 2951 and encodes 967 amino acids.
UGGAUUUGACUUUUUGUUGUGGAUGACAUCUUAGAGACCACGACGAGAUGGCAUCGUUUAAAGAUUGGCUCACAGUGACGUGGGCGCAAAGCGGGAUGCAGUUACAAGCGGAUGUGCCAGAUAGUGACGAUUCACUCAGGGGACGGUGCGGCAGAGCGGGCAGCCUCGCAGCGACACCUGGUGAGAAGCUAAUGGAAUUGCUGAGACCUAACCCUGGCACGCCAAGAAGACACUCCACAGCGGCCUGUGCACCACCACAACCCAGACCCUCGGGGUUCGUCUACUGUCCCUCGGAUGCAUUGCCUUACUGCCCACCUUCGAGACUGGCGCCCCCGCGGCUUGUAAAGUUACCACCGCCACCAGUUCAGCCAGUGCAACCACAGCCUCCUCCAGUGCCACAGAGAACUGCUCCUGUCGCUCCCCUGCCAGUACCACCUGCUCCACCCCGGCGGUCACCACAACCACCAAGAAGGGUCCCCCCACCUACACCCCCUAGACCCAUUCCUACAGACCCCAACGGCAAUCGUCGAAUACAAACGAAUCCUCCAAGAUUGGACUGCAACCGCACACCACAACCAACAAUACCGAGGCGGCCGCCACAGAAGAUGCCAGAUAACCCUCUGCCACAGACACAGAUCAAGCGCUCGCCGAGUUCAGGCUCAACUAUAAGCGUACGACAAGACUCUAAUGUUUCGUCAGACUCAUUUAGCCAAACCUCGUCACCUUCUUAUACAACAAAAACAAUGGAGGCACCAUUAUUGCCGCAGCAGCAUUUGAAUAAGAGUCUGAACGCGAAGAUAGCGCGUGGCCUCCUGCUUAAAGAACAACAAGAGAAAGAGAAUGCAAACUCAUCGAUUACAAAGAGUAUGUCAACGCCAGCGUCUCUUCAGACCAUUGUCCGAUUUCAGAAUGGCAGUAAUAUGUCGUUGCAUCAUCGGAUGUUGCGCGAUAUGCGAGGAUCCAGCACCAACAGCUCAGCACACAAAUUUCGCAUGAUGCAGCUCGCUCUGAAUGCAGUCGCACUAGUCGUUAUUACAGGGGCACUAUUUGCCUACUUCAGAGCAAACCCAGCAGUACAGUACGUCUCUCAAGUAGUCAACAAAUCUACGGUGGUGACAUGGCCUGUUCCAACAGAGCCUCCCGGAAGUCGCAACCCCGCGCCGGGUGUCUGUCUUCCCGUGAUUGUGAGCUUUUGCCAUCAACACAAAGUUUCAUACAACUACACCGUUUUCCCUAACUACAUUGGCCACUUUGGACAACGGGACGCUCAACAGGACUUGGAGAUCUAUGAUGCAGUAGUCGACGUCCGUUGCUACGAACUCACGGCGCUGUUCCUCUGUUCACUGUUUGUCCCGAAGUGUGGGCCAUUGGGGCAUAUGGUACGGCCUUGCAGAAGUCUUUGUCAAGAAACAAUGCGGCGUUGCGGUUUCUUCCUGGAAGUUUUCGGUCUGUCUAUGCCAGAUUAUCUGCAGUGUGAAAUCUUCCCUGAAUCAACGGAUACAGAUGUGUGUCUGGGGAACAGAGAAGUCAAAGAGGCAAGGCUCAGAGCUGAGAAACCAGUAUGCCAGUCCGGAUUCCAAUGUGAUGUGAACCGCUGCAUUCCUCACGACUGGCGUUGUGAUGGCCACGUAGACUGCGCCGAUCGUUCAGACGAACUCAACUGCCGUGUGUGCAAACGUUCUGGUGACGUCCAUUGUGGAAACCAACGAUGUAUUUCACAGACACACCUUUGUGACGGCAAAGUGGACUGCCCUUGGGGACAGGAUGAGCGUAAUUGCUUGCGUCUGAGUGAGUCAAAUGGAGACGUGGGUUCCGGUGAAGUACAGGUGUACCGUGCUGCUAACCAAUCCUGGUUCCCAGCCUGCCUCGCAGCAGCCCCUUUAGACCACCAUACGGCCUCUGAAAUCUGUUCCAUGCUUGGAUAUACAGUCGUCAAUAAAAGUCAAACAACUGGAUCGUCGCGCGCUGGGCGGCCUCACGCCUUAACGCCGAGCGCUCUUUUGGGCGGACAAGGUUCUCUAUUACAUGGAGUUGCACAAUCGUAUCGCGCCUUUCAAAGAAAGGAGGGAGGCUUGCUUCGGGAAAUGAAAGACUGCCGACACGACUCGCAUAGGAUUCAUCUCAUUUGUAAUAAUUAUGAAUGCGGCAAACGUCGUACUCUAGCUCCAGCAACAAAACGUAUCGUAGGAGGGGUAGAAGCGUCACCAGGGGACUGGCCCUUCCUUGCAGCUAUUCUUGGUGGACCAGAAGAAGUGUUUUACUGUGCUGGAGUACUCGUCGCUGACCAGUGGGUCCUGACAGCUUCACAUUGUGUUGGAAACCAUUCAGACGUCGACGGGUGGACUAUACAACUGGGUAUUACGCGUAGACGAAGUCAUGCAUAUUACGGACAGAAAGUGAAAGUACGAAGAGUGGUCCCACACCCACUAUAUAACGUUGGUGUGGCGCAUGAUAAUGACAUCGCCUUGUUUCAGUUGGCGGUUCGAGUUCGAUACCAUGAACACUUAUCCCCGGUAUGUUUACCACCUGCACGCCGAGCCCUUUUACCUGGAACACUCUGUACAGUCAUCGGUUGGGGAAAGCGUACUGACAAAGACAUGUCAGAAUACGAACCGGCAGUGAAUGAGGUGGAAGUACCUGUCCUCAACCGUGAUCUUUGUAACCAGUGGCUGGAACAUCGGGAUCUUAACGUGACUGAAGGGAUGAUCUGCGCAGGAUAUCCUGAAGGUGGCAAGGAUGCUUGCCAGGGUGAUUCAGGUGGUCCGUUGUUAUGUAAGGAUCCAGACGAUCCGUCGCGAUGGUACGUGGGAGGUAUUGUAUCUUGGGGCAUAAAAUGUGCCCAUCCCCGUCUGCCAGGCGUCUACGCCUACGUUCCCAAGUACAUUCCCUGGAUACAGAGACAGAUACAACAGUACAACGACGACAAAGCACCCUCAGAAUCAGACAUUUGAGGUUUCGACUAUUUGGUUAACAGAAAGCGCAACUACGGUAAUGAUUUUUAGUUCUAUAAAUUAUACAAAGUCAUUAGGCGAGUAUCUUUGCAUGUUUCAAAUGUCCAUUUAUACAGUUGCGUUUUCAAAGAUUUAUGGACUUGACAAUAAUAUUUGACUGUGAAUAAAUUUGUUGACAAUAAUCUGUGGCAAACGUAUUUAAUAUGACAAUAAAGUAUAGUAGAAUAGUAUAUUAAUUGAAAAUUAUUCUUAACGUAUGGAAAGAUAAUAUUUUAAAGGAUCACUCGUUUAUAGUGACGUCAUGCUGUAAGAACACAGGGCACCCGUCUUAUUUUUACCCUAAAAUUUACAUUAUUUAUUCGAAUUUUAAAUAAAGCGAAGAUGAAAUUUUUUAAAAUUAUACCAUUAAUAUAUAGUAGGCUAACAGUCAAUGAAAUAAUAUAUAUGGUAAAAAAAUCAGCUUCGAAAAAUUGAAAAUUGGACUCA